UGCCUGGAUAUUUUCAGCACUGAGUUAGCUAUUUAGUAUGAUCUGAGCAAGCUUUAUAGGCCUACAAAAAAAAAAAAAAAAAAAAGAUAUCUAUUCAACUAGAGACCAAUAUCCUACUAAAUUCCACAUUUGGGACAAAUCCACCUUGGACAAAAUCUCCUCUUAGUAAAGCCGAGUGAUUCUGUCCGUGCCUUCUCUAACCGCCCCCACCCCCCAUUCCACGCCACGCCACAAUCAUGUGAGGGAAGCUCAGCAUUUCGAACCCAUUAUAAGUCCUAUGAAAGUCAUGAGACCGACACCAUGCCCUACUGGUAAGUGGUCUCCAAUCAGCUCAACUCAGGCUCGCCAGAUCGCUAGUUUCCAUAGCCAUACCGUUUGGAAUUCUGUCACAUUGUAGGCUGCAUUUUUUAUCUGCCGUUGAAAUAUUUAUAGUUAGACUAUAAAGUCAACUUAUGUUGAAAAAAUAAGACGACCAAGUUUGCUUUCACUGGUGUCCUAAAUUAAUCCCACCAUCCUGUUUGUUUGAGAAUAUGCUAUUCCACAAACGACAUAGGCGAUAUAUGGAAAACGUGAUUUAAAAUACCAGCCAACUGAUUGAAAACUUGUCUUGAGCAAAAAAAGAUUGCCUUUUUGGAAAGAUAAUAUUCCUGCAUGCGUGCGGAUUAAUGUCAUCAGCGUGUGACGUAGCUAGUCUAGGGCUGGGUUUACAGAACGCUCUUUUAUAAUACAAACUAGGCGAAACAGAAGACCGUGGUUUCUCCGCCAAGUAGGCCUACCCACAAUAUUUCUGACCACCCGCUCUGGAACAGCUGCCAGCCUCUUUAGAAUUGGUGGCUGUCUGACGUGUCCACAAUUAUGUCAUACGGGAGGGCAGACAGUUACCGCUCGCAGCCGCGGGAUUUCAACAACCUCAUUCAGACAUGCAGCACCAACAUCCAGAAAAUCACCCAGAACACUGGCCAGAUGAAAACCAUGCUGUACCAGCUGGGGACGCGACAGGACACACCUGAGCUCCAGGAGAGGCUUCAGCAGGUACAGCACUACACAAACCAGCUGGCUAAGGAGACAAACAGACACCUGAAGGAACUUGGAUCUCUUCUCCCUCCCCACUCACCUUCAGAGCAGCGUCAGCAGAAGAUCCAAAAGGACCGGCUGAUGAACGACUUCUCAGCGGCCCUCAACAACUUCCAGGUGGUGCAGCGGCGUGCUGCUGAGAAGGAGAGGGAGUCAGUGGCCAGAGCCCGCGCCGGGACCGGCCUGACGAUGGAGGAUGGGUUUCGAAAACCAGAUGAGCAACUUGUGACUUUUGAAAGUAACGAGGAGAGGAGCCUGAUUCAGACGCAGGCGGAGGAGAUGCCCGUCACAGAGGAGGAUCUAGAGGGUAUCAGAGAAAGAGAGACCAACAUCAGACAACUGGAGUCAGACAUAAUGGACGUGAACCAGAUUUUCAAAGACCUGGCAGUAAUGAUCCAUGACCAAGGGGAGAUGAUAGACAGCAUUGAGGCGAAUGUGGAGAGUGCAGAGACCCACGUGGACAGAGGGGCUGAGCAGCUGCAGCGGGCUGUUUAUUACCAGAGAAAGUCCCGGAAGAGGAAGUGCAUCCUGGCCAUCAUCCUGGCCCUGGCCCUGACCAUACUGGGCAUCAUCAUCUGGCAGGCCUCCAAAUGAAGCACACAGCCAUGCAGAUAGAUCGUACAUGGAACUGGUGACAUGUCAGGCUAUGAGUGGAGAGAGUUGAGCUGUGUGUGUGUGUGUGUGUGUGUGUGUGUGUGUAUAUGAGAGAGAGAGAGAGAGAGAGAGAGAGAGAGAGAGAGAGAGAGGGAGAGAGAGAGGGGGAGAGGGGGAGAGGGAGAGUGUGUGCAUUUUAUUGUGAAGGACCAUACAGAAGGGGUGAUAUAUCUGUGUGUGUGUGUGUGUGUGUGUGUAUGUAUGAAAGAGAGAGAGAGAGAGGGAGAGCGUGCAUUUUAUUGUGAAGGACCAUACAGAAGGGGUGAUAUAUCUGUGUGUGUGUGUGUGUGUGUGUGUGUGUGUGUGUGUGUGUGUGUGUGUGUGUGAGAGAGCAUGUGCGUGGUGUGUGUGUGUUUGAGAGAGAGAGAGAGAUAGAGAGAGAGUGUGUAUUUUAUAGUGAAAGACCACACAGAAGGGGUGAUACUGUAUAUCAGACUUUGUGUGUGUGUGUGAGUGUGUGCCUGUGUGUGUGUGUGUGUGUGUGUGUGUGUGUGUGUGUGUGUGCGCGCGCGCUAGUGAUGGUCCUCACAGUGUUCCAGUAAGUACAGUUCUGAGGAGAAGUGAAUAACCCUUCUAGAGUUUACAAGAGAGGAAGUUGCCAAAAACAGACACAAUAUCAAAUCAAAUGUUUUUACAACCCAAAGGAGAACCAAAAAGGUUUUUAAGAUGGCUGUUUCCUUAGUUACAGUAGCUUACGUGGCAACAAGGCCAGGUGAUGUGCACCAUUAUUAUGCAAAACUCAACUUUAAGUAGCCUAAUUGUCAUUGUCGAGGAUUAACUUGUAUGUUUGUGUGGGAGAGAAUGGCAGGGUACUGAGGAUAAGAAGUGCAUAAUUCGUUCUUCUUAUUCCCCAUUAAUUUUCUUACUGCAGGACUGCAUCUACUGGUAAAGGUAAAUCAUCUAAAAUGGUAAUCACGGCAAGAGCUUUGUAAUUACUGUGAACGAAUGUGUAACAUUUAAAACAAUGUGUAAACCUUGUUAAACGAGUGACUUGUUGUAAGACAUAUCUUGUCCUGUCAUAUAUAACGACUGUAGUCUCACUUUCUUCUUGUGGUCUUUUCCCCUUUGGAAUACAACUGUAUAAUAAUAGUAACUGUAUAAUAUACCCUCAUCAGCUCAAGAUGUUACCUGACUGGACUGGUGGUGAUGACAGUGCUGAGGGUCACUUAUUAAUGACCUAUAAUAAACUAUCAUGAAGAUUCAUGGUUAAAAGUCCAAUCUAUGACUCUACUCCAAAUGUAGUCAAAUUCAGCCGAUUGUAUACAGUUAUGUAAAUGUGGCCAUACAUUAUACCAGCCAAUCAAAACAUUACUUCUAGGGCAUGGAUGAAAGGGGUAUCAUUUGAUUGGCUGUCAGUGUUUUAUUAUUAUUCAUAAUAA
Molecule: messenger RNA, 3107 nt
Organism: Sardina pilchardus (European sardine)
Lineage: Eukaryota; Metazoa; Chordata; Actinopteri; Clupeiformes; Clupeidae
Gene: stx12l
Product: syntaxin 12, like
Exons: 10
Coding region: 856-1668 (270 amino acids)
Biological process (GO): intracellular protein transport; vesicle-mediated transport; vesicle fusion
Cellular component (GO): SNARE complex; synaptic vesicle; endomembrane system
Molecular function (GO): SNARE binding; SNAP receptor activity
Source: RefSeq, a predicted model, not a curated record